UAACUUUUAUUUUAUAAGUUUAAAAUUUAUGGAAGAAAUGCACAUUGACAGGCAUGGAUAAUAAAAAACGUUUGGUUCGAAGCCGAAGUGGGCUUCGAGUAGUUAGCCUUGACGAAGAAUGUACCAGUCCCUUUGAAUUGAAAGAACCAUUUUGGGUGCCUGAUGAUGAAUCUCCUUGCUGCACUAAAUGUCAAGCUAAAUUUGACUUUCUGACUAGAAGACAUCAUUGUCGACGUUGUGGGAAUGUGUUCUGUUCCCACUGCUGUGAACAAAAAGUGCCAUUGCCCCGUAUGUGCUUUGUGGACCCUGUGAGGGUAUGUGCUGAAUGCAGAGAUGUCACAAAAAAAGAAAAUGACUUUUAUGACAAGCAUCUCAAAAUAUUAUUAGCAGGAGCAAGCUUUAUUUUGGAUGUCGAAAGUGGCUCAGGAAUGCAAGUGCCAAUAGCUUGUUGCCUUUCAAAAGAUCAUCAGGCCGUAUUGUUAGAAGGUGGCAGUGCUUGGCAACAUGAACCAAUUCCUUUGACGAAUAUUAUUUCUCUGCGGGUUGUAGGUUCAACAGGAAGCCCAGGACCUAAUUCAGUUAUGGGAUCAGUUAUUCGUUAUUUGGACUUUAAGAAAGAUGAAAUGGAGCUUCGCUUAUGUGUUAUAGAAGGCCCUAAUCGAAAACAAUCUGUUACCUGGAUUAAUGCUCUUCAAAAGGCAAGUCCUUUAAAUGUUUCAUAA
Messenger RNA from Uloborus diversus, 722 nucleotides. Its product is annotated as zinc finger FYVE domain-containing protein 21-like. The record is from RefSeq and is a predicted model, not a curated record. Gene Ontology annotation, molecular function: metal ion binding. Bases 54 to 722 code for a protein of 222 amino acids. The transcript has 6 exons. NCBI's taxonomy places the organism in Eukaryota, Metazoa, Arthropoda, Arachnida, Araneae, Uloboridae.